Molecule: messenger RNA, 696 nt
Organism: Trichoderma citrinoviride
Lineage: Eukaryota; Fungi; Ascomycota; Sordariomycetes; Hypocreales; Hypocreaceae
Exons: 2
Coding region: 1-696 (231 amino acids)
Source: RefSeq, a predicted model, not a curated record
AUGUUCUAUCGUCUGGAAUUCGACUUCGCCUCGGACACCAUCAUGGAGUAUAAGCAAAUGCUGAAGGCUGAGGACGGUCACCGAAGCCGCGCCCAGAAUCACCAGCCCGAGAUCCUAAACGUUCUUGACAGAAGCCGUUUUGAUCUCAGAAACGCCAUCGUUAGGCUCCAAUUCAGGUUUGGCGAAAAUAGGAGACACGGCACCGGAUUCUUCGUCAACCUCCCUUCUCCCAAGUACGAUGUCAUCCUGACGGCUGCCCAUAACCUCAUCGAUGGAAACAAUGUUCGUGCUACGGAGCUGAUGGUGAUUUAUGGAGACAACGAUGCGGAAUUCCCGACCAAGGUUGAGAUUUGUCCUCAAUAUGUGGACAUCCUAGGGACUUGGCCCAAGUCUGAUGAAAGGGCGGUCCAUGAUUACGGCGUCAUACUGCUUGCCAAAGAUAAGACGAGGGAAAAAAAGAGGCCGGGCCUGGGACUCAGCCUCGAGCUCGGCUCCAAGGGCACCUUGCAGAAACCCAAAGAGGUGCGAGUGUAUGGCUACGGAGAAACGGCUGGCAAUGACUUUGUCGAGAGCUCCGGUCCUUUGGCAGAAGUUAGCGACCACCUUGAGUACCACGCAACGACGGAGAUUGGAAUGAGCGGAUCACCCGUCUGGAUUCCCUACGGCGGUCAGCCUAUGGCCGUAGGCAUCCAGUAA